GCCGGUCUAUAUAAAGGAGAGCUCGGACUCCUCUGCCGGUGCCACAGCCGAGCACGAGCUGACCUGAGCCUGACUCCUCACAAACUCCAGACUCACUAUUUGGACUGAGUCCUGCAGAGAUCUCCGAGGAGCCCGGAGGAGCUGAAAAGAUGCAGCAGAGAAGAAGUUUGGUCCAAAGCAGAGCAGCGGUGGCUCUGUGCAUUGUGCUGUUGAUGCUGGCUCAGCAGGUGUGUGCGGGUCCGCUGGCCUCUCGGCUGGAGUCCGACUCCGACCAGAGUUCAGACUCAAGCGUCCACACGCUGAGGAGGGUCGCUCGGAUGACCCCGCUGUGGAGAAUCAUGAGCAGUAAACCAUUCGGAGCGUACUGCCAAAACAACUACGAGUGCUCCACAGGACUCUGCAGGGCGGGUCACUGCUCCACCAGCCAUCGUUCCCCCGCCGAGCCUGUGAAGUACUGAACGUCCUCGGGACACGUUGACCUGAGAGGACAGACGUGAUCCGUACGAGGGGUUCUGAUGACUGGAACUUACCCAGGCUCUUUAAUCGGACUUUUGUAUUUAUAUGUACCAAUUUGUUUCGGAUGAAAUCUAAAGGUUUCUAUGGAUUCACACAAGCAAGUAGCUCAUAUGUAAGAAAAGCACGCUAUUGAUCCACCGAUUGAAAAUGAGAAGUAUCACUUGAUAUUUUCCACGAGAGGAUCAGUGAGAAAGUUUUUUAACGUGGUCCGAACAACUUCAAACCUUUUUUUUUUUACUGUUAUUUCUACUUCUAUGGACCAAACUCCCUCAGCCCUGAUCUCAAAUGAAGUUUUUAACUUCGUACUCUCUGUCCUGCCAGUUACUGUGGCCCUGAACUCACCUCCUCCUCGGAGCUGAGAAUCGUCAGGCUUCAAAAACCCCAGAGAAAUGUGCUUUGGCCCAAAAAAAGUUCUUAUUUCCUGUUUAACAGAACGACCAAAUGUAAAUUGAACCGUAACAUCAGAUAUCUGCCUCAGAGGGAAUACAGUCGACCGUCAGAGUUUUCAAUAGAGGAAACAAAAAAUAGGAAAAGAAGAACAACCUCAAGAAAACGAGGCGAGAAGAGAAGAGAAGGAGCAGAGGUUACGGAAUUCUGCAGCGAUGCUCGAGCAGCCUCAACGUUUCAUUUCAUUCUGUUAAAAGUUUUUCAAGUUAAGUUUGAAUCUCUUAAACUACAAACACAUCAUUCAUAAUAAACAGAGGAUACAUAGACGUCAUAUAUAUACUUUAUGUAGUAUUUUUUUUUUUUACAUAUAUAUUCGUACUGAUGAUAAUAGUGGCUUAUUUUAGAAUAAUCAAUAACCCAAAACUUUUUGUCUACUUGCUCAGACAAUCUGAACAGAUUUAAAAAACCCUGGUCGAGUGUACAAAUAUUUGGAACAGUUUCCCGAUGACGAGCCGCACAGCCUUGGUUUUUUAUUUUCAGAUUUUGCUUCGUCCACCUGCACAGUUUACGUCGUGCACAGAGCGGGUGGGUGCUGAUAUUUUGUACACUCACGUUUGAGAAAUGUUUGAGUAGGAUUGCACUUUUAAACCAAAUAUUAUCUUUGUACUGUGUCCUGUACGUACUGCGUUAGCGACGUGUGGAGGAGAAGAGGAGGAAUAAAAGCAUUGAAAAA
Molecule: messenger RNA, 1636 nt
Organism: Paralichthys olivaceus (Japanese flounder)
Lineage: Eukaryota; Metazoa; Chordata; Actinopteri; Pleuronectiformes; Paralichthyidae
Gene: leap2
Product: liver-expressed antimicrobial peptide 2
Biological process (GO): defense response to bacterium; antimicrobial humoral immune response mediated by antimicrobial peptide
Source: RefSeq, a predicted model, not a curated record